CACUGUUCGACGAGGGUAGUCAUCCAACGUUGGUGAUUAGUAAAAAGAAUGAAGGCGAAAACGUAAAUAAAUUAAAUUUUAGUGAUUUAUUCCUAAGUUUUGCGUUAAUUUAUUUAAUUUUUAAACGAAAACAGUGUCCGGAUUUAUGUGCGUCCGUGUUAUACCAAAAAUCAGCCCGUAAAUGCCCCAAAAUGUCCAGGAACAAAAUCGCAGCUAGGAAUAUCCUACACAACAAAGUUGAAGUGAAAAGCAAGUUUGAAGCCGAAUUCCGAAGAUUCUCCCUAGAACGCAACGCCCAAGCCAAAUUCGAUGAGUUCAAGUCCCUAUUGGAACGACUACAUAAACUUAAGGACCUAGCCUUUUUAAUAUCCUACAUAGACCCCAGUGACCAGGAUUUGUUGCCGAUUAAUAACGAUGACAAUUUGAGGAGGGCCCUUGUUAACGCCAAACCUUUAUUGAGAGUCAUUAUACAGAGAAAAGGAGACAGCCUAGAAGAACUAAACGGUUAUGGUACCAUAAAGCCCAGGAACCUAAUCUCUACAAUCUUAGGAGGUACUCCAGCUAGACCCCGUACAUUACCCAUAUCAAAUCCACAUGAUUUUCGACAAGUCUCCGCCAUCAUCGAUGUAGAUAUCGUCCCAGAAACGUGUCGGAGGGUGCGCUUGCUCAAACACGGUUCCGAUAAGCCGUUGGGGUUUUACAUAAGGGAUGGGACCAGUGUAAAAGUUACUCAAAAUGGGUUAGAGAAAAUACCAGGAGUUUUUAUCUCAAGACUCGUUCCGGGGGGUCUAGCGGAGUCCACCGGUCUGCUAGCUGUAAACGAUGAGGUCCUAGAAGUAAAUGGGAUUGAAGUUGCUGGAAAAACUUUAGAUCAGGUCACUGAUAUGAUGAUAGCCAACAGUUCGAACUUAAUCAUAACUGUGAAACCAGCCAAUCAAAGAACAGUGGGCCCAGUGAGACGUGGCAGUUUCGGUAGGAAUUCCCACAUGUCCAGCGGUUCUCAACAGUCCCACACGACUGGCGGUUCCGAUCCAGACGACAAAUUCGACCAGGAUGAAAUUGUAGACUUGACGGCGAACAUUCAUUUGGAAGAGGGAACGAAUAAUGUGGUCAAGGAUGACGGAAUUUUGCACCUUUAGUAAGAGAUUAGGGUUGAUUAAAUUGUAAGGUGGGCGAAAAUAUAAGAGAAAUUUAAUGGCAGCAAAUGGAAAGCUAAAUUAGUAAGUAAUUUUGGUUUGUUUUUGGUCAGUCCUUUUGUGAUAUUUUUUUUUGUUGAAAAUUCACCUUACUUUUUAUGUAGAUAUUGAACUGAGCAAAUGUACUUAAGACUAUCAGUUACAUUCCUUAGCUACUUUUUUUACUUAUAUUCCAUCUACUGUGUUACGAUUUAUUCCUUUUAUUUUGGGAAUUUACAAUUUUACUUGUAUUCCAACAAGACUUAUUACAUUUAAGACAGUGUUCCAAAUGAACUUUGCAAAACUAUUUUCCAAUUUUGCAAGGUUAUUCUAAAAAUUAUCAGAUUUUAGCAUUAUUAUCAUUUUUAAUCCAUUAUUAUAAUGUUUUUUGUAGGUCUUGCAGUUUUAUAAUAUUUAUUCUUGUAUUACUUAUUAUUAAUUAUUUUUGUUUAUUUUAGCCGGAUAAUAUUUUUAUUAUUAUAGAAUUUUCAAUAACGACUUUUUGUCCGAUUUUGAAAUAAUAUUAUCGAAUUUUUAGAUUUUUAAUUGUUUAUCGUGAUAUAUUAAAUUUUUUGUCUGUCUUUUUAAAAGUGUAUUUUUUUUUUGCUGUUUUAGUACUUAAUUUUACAAAUUUAUACUUUUUAGAGUUAGUUUCUUAAUGAAACCAGAAUUCUUGUAAAUAUUUUAAUUUUAUUACUUUUAGUACCUUUUACGACGUAUUUUUUCCGUACAUGUAUUUUAUUUUAUACACUCGAUAUAUUGGUAUAAAUUUAAACAAUUUCUUGUUUAAAUGCCUUAUGAAAUAAUAAUUGAAAAUUUAAAUAACUAUCAAGACUUUGGUCCGUCCUAAAAUUUGCCUUAAAAACAAAAAACAAAAUCCAUUGAUAUGUUGUAUUAAACAUUUUAGGCUAAUUAAUAUAUUAAACCAAGAUGUUUACCUAUAUAAAAAGUUUUCAAACUAUGUAUUGAUAUUGUUAAAGGUACAUUUCUAAUGCAAUCGUUUUUAUACAAUAGAGUUGCAUCACACAUGUACUUAUUUUUUAAAAAAGUUAUUAGAAAUAUAUAUUUCAAGUUAAUAACUGUAAUUUUAUUUAUUUGUUCCUUUUGCUAGAAAAAUACUGUAUAAAUCAAACCAAAAAAAUACAUGGUGUCUGAUAGGCAUUUCUUCAAGGCUAGAGAAAUAGAUUUUACAUAAUGUACUUCAUACUCUUAAAUAGGGUUUAUAUGGUAUGGUAAAUCGUUUAUGAAUUAUUUUAAAUUUUAUCUUAA
Molecule: messenger RNA, 2444 nt
Organism: Ceutorhynchus assimilis (cabbage seed weevil)
Lineage: Eukaryota; Metazoa; Arthropoda; Insecta; Coleoptera; Curculionidae
Source: the annotation of a GenBank genome assembly